Molecule: messenger RNA, 7050 nt
Organism: Perca flavescens (yellow perch)
Lineage: Eukaryota; Metazoa; Chordata; Actinopteri; Perciformes; Percidae
Gene: cacna1da
Product: calcium channel, voltage-dependent, L type, alpha 1D subunit, a
Exons: 43
Biological process (GO): calcium ion import across plasma membrane
Cellular component (GO): membrane; voltage-gated calcium channel complex
Molecular function (GO): high voltage-gated calcium channel activity
Source: RefSeq, a predicted model, not a curated record
AUGAGCGCCAACGGGCCCGCCCCAGACCCAGCCCCAGAGGCCCCUCCCGCCUCAACCCCUGUCCCUGCUGCGGCCCCAGCCCCAGCCCCUGUUGCACCACCCGCACCUCCUGCCCUGCCUGCCCCAGCGUCUACUACCAUCCCGGCAGGUGCGUUGGCACAGAAGAAGCGGCAGCAGUAUGCCAAAAGCAAGAAACAGGGCAGUAAUGCCAACAGCAGGCCACCGAGGGCUCUGUUCUGCCUCAAACUCAACAACCCCAUACGCAGGGCCUGCAUCAGCCUGGUGGAGUGGAAGCCAUUUGAUAUAUUUAUAUUAAUUGCUAUUUUUGCCAACUGUAUGGCCUUAGCUGUCUAUGUCCCCUUCCCUGCAGAUGAUUCCAAUUCCACGAACCAUGACCUGGAAACCGUUGAGUAUGCCUUCCUCAUCAUUUUCACAAUUGAGACCUUUCUGAAGAUUAUUGCUUACGGCUUGGUGAUGCACCAGAAUGCGUACGUGAGAAACGGUUGGAACAUGCUGGAUUUCGUCAUUGUUGUCAUAGGACUCUUCAGUGUUGUCUUGGAGCUUUUGACCAAAGAAGAGAAGGUAGAAAGCGAAGCAGAAGGAGAGGGUCUCCAUCCGUCAAUGCAAGGACAUGGAGGAAAACCAGGUGGAUUCGAUGUUAAAGCCCUUCGAGCCUUCCGUGUGCUGCGACCCCUGCGGCUGGUCUCAGGAGUACCCAGUUUACAGGUGGUGUUGAACUCCAUCAUUAAAGCCAUGGUCCCUCUCCUUCACAUUGCCCUCCUGGUCUUAUUUGUCAUCAUCAUCUAUGCGAUUAUCGGCCUGGAGCUUUUCAUCGGUAAAAUGCACGCAACCUGCUUUAUUCCUGGCUCAGAUGUGAUAGCAGAAGAGGAACCAGCUCCAUGUGCGAUCUCAGGGCAUGGGCGCCAAUGCCCCAUCAAUGGCAGCGAGUGCAGGGAAGGCUGGCAUGGUCCCAACGGUGGCAUCACCAACUUUGACAACUUCCUGUUUGCCAUGCUGACAGUGUUUCAGUGUAUCACCAUGGAGGGCUGGACGGAUGUGUUAUACUGGAUGAAUGAUGCUAUGGGCCUUGAGCUUCCAUGGGUGUACUUUGUCAGUCUUGUGAUCUUCGGCUCCUUUUUCGUUCUUAACCUGGUUUUGGGUGUGUUGAGCGGAGAGUUCUCCAAGGAGAGAGAGAAGGCUAAAGCCCGUGGAGACUUCCAGAAGCUGCGUGAGAAGCAGCAGCUGGAGGAGGAUCUGAAAGGUUACUUGGAUUGGAUCACUCAGGCCGAAGACAUCGACCCUGACAACGAGGAUGAGGCCGAUGAGGGGACCAAGCGCAACCCGAGCGUCCCACCCAGCGAAACAGAAUCUGUGAACACUGAGAAUCAAAACGGGGAGGAGGAGAAGACACCAUGCUGCGGACCUCUGUGUCAAAAAAUUUCAAAGUCAAAGUUCAGUCGGCGCUGGCGCCGUUGGAACAGGUUCUGCCGCAGGAAGUGCCGGUUGGCUGUCAAAUCGGUGCCUUUCUAUUGGCUGGUCAUCAUCCUGGUGUUCCUCAACACGCUCACCAUAUCAUCAGAGCAUUACAACCAGCCAAUGUGGCUCACACAAGUACAGGAUGUGGCCAACAAGGUGCUGCUAGCCCUGUUCACAUGUGAAAUGUUGGUGAAGAUGUACAGUCUCGGGCUACAGGCCUAUUUUGUAUCACUGUUCAACCGCUUUGACUGCUUUGUGGUGUGUGGAGGAAUCACUGAAACCAUUCUGGUCGAGCUGGAAGUCAUGUCUCCUCUCGGUAUCUCUGUGUUCCGCUGCGUCCGCCUGCUGAGGAUCUUCAAGGUCACACGUCACUGGCAGUCUUUAAGUAACCUCGUGGCGUCUCUGCUCAACUCCAUGAAGUCCAUCGCUUCCCUGCUGCUGCUGCUCUUCCUCUUCAUCAUCAUCUUCUCGCUGCUGGGCAUGCAGGUGUUCGGUGGAAAGUUCAACUUUGACGAGACCCAGACCAAGAGGAGUACAUUUGACAACUUUCCCCAAGCCCUUCUCACUGUGUUUCAGAUCCUGACCGGAGAAGACUGGAACGCUGUUAUGUACGAUGGGAUCAUGGCGUAUGGAGGCCCUUCCUCUUCUGGGAUGAUCGUGUGCUUUUACUUCAUCAUCCUCUUCAUCUGUGGAAACUAUAUCCUUCUGAAUGUCUUCUUGGCUAUCGCUGUGGACAACUUGGCAGAUGCAGAGUCUCUCAACACAGACGAAGGAGACAAGAAAGGGGACAAAAAGGAGGAUGAAAAAGAUGACAAGGUAUCCUGACUUACUGAAUCUAACAGUAACUUAUCUUUACAGUUUGAGGAGUUAUACACACUGACACACUUUUCAAACUUUCUACUUGUCUGUUAGGAUGAAGAAGAGGAGAUUGACGACACUGCGGCAGAGGAGGAGGAUCCAGAAGUUCCAUCGGGGCCUCGGCCGGUCAUCUCUGACCUAAUAAAGAAGGAGAAGAUCACUCCUAUCCCAGAGGGAAGUGCCUUCUUCAUCUUUAGCACCACAAACCCGUUCCGUGUGUUUUGCCACAAACUCAUCAACCACCACAUAUUCACCAACCUCAUCCUGGUGUUCAUCAUGCUCAGCUCCGUGUCACUCGCUGCUGAGGAUCCAAUCCGAAACUUCUCAGCUCGCAAUAUUAUACUUGGUUACUUUGACUAUGCUUUCACGGCUAUCUUUACUGUUGAGAUCGUAUUGAAGAUGACAACAUAUGGAGCCUUUCUACAUAAAGGGGCAUUCUGUAGGAAUUACUUCAACCUCCUGGACCUGUUGGUGGUGGGAGUUUCCCUUGUCUCCUUUGGCAUUCAAUCCUCGGCCAUCUCUGUGGUGAAGAUUCUUAGGGUCCUGCGUGUUCUUCGACCCCUUCGGGCCAUCAACCGGGCCAAAGGCCUAAAGCACGUGGUGCAGUGUGUGUUUGUGGCCAUCAGAACUAUCGGUAACAUCAUGAUCGUCACCACUCUGCUCCAGUUCAUGUUCGCCUGUAUAGGGGUGCAACUAUUUAAGGGAAAAUUCUAUCGCUGCACGGAUGAAGCCAAGUCCAACUCAGAUGAGUGCAAGGGCACCUACAUCCUGUAUAAGGAAGGAGAUGUGAACCAGCCAACAAUCCACAAACGACUGUGGCACAACAGCGACUUCAACUUUGACAACGUUCUCAUGGCUAUGAUGGCUCUGUUCACCGUGUCCACUUUUGAAGGCUGGCCUUCUUUACUGUACAAGGCAAUCGACUCCAACAGGGAGAACCUGGGUCCCAUUUACAACUACCGCGUGGAGAUUUCCAUCUUCUUCAUCAUCUACAUCAUUAUCAUUGCUUUCUUCAUGAUGAACAUCUUUGUAGGUUUUGUGAUCGUCACAUUUCAGGAACAAGGAGAGAAAGAGUACAAAAACUGUGAACUCGACAAGAACCAGCGUCAGUGUGUGGAGUACGCUCUUAAGGCACGUCCGCUGAGGAGGUACAUCCCUAAGAACCCGUACCAGUACAAGUUCUGGUAUGUGGUGAACUCCACUGGCUUUGAGUACAUCAUGUUUGUGCUCAUUAUGCUCAACACGCUCUGCCUGGCUGUACAGCACUACGGACAGUCAGCGCUCUUCAACUAUGUAAUGGACAUUCUUAAUAUGGUCUUCACUGCUGUCUUCACUGUGGAAAUGGUUCUCAAACUCAUCGCUUUCAAACCCAGGGGCUAUUUUGGGGAUGCCUGGAAUGUGUUCGACGCCCUGGUUGUGAUGGGCAGCAUAGUAGACAUUGUUCUCAGUGAGAUUGAUAACACGGAGGACAGCGCUCGCAUCUCCAUCACCUUCUUUCGUCUGUUUCGAGUCAUGCGGUUGGUCAAGCUCCUCAGCAGAGGGGAGGGCAUUCGCACUCUGCUCUGGACUUUCAUCAAAUCCUUCCAGGCGCUGCCAUAUGUUGCUCUUCUGAUAGCCAUGCUGUUCUUCAUCUACGCUGUCAUUGGCAUGCAGGUGUUUGGAAAGGUUGCCAUGGUGGACGGCACGCACAUUAACCGAAACAACAACUUCCAGACCUUCCCUCAGGCUGUGCUCCUUCUCUUCAGGUGUGCCACUGGAGAGGCGUGGCAGGAGAUCAUGUUGGCCUGUAUGCCAGGGAAACUGUGUGACCCAGAGUCUGAUUACAACCCUGGGGAGGAGAUGACGUGUGGCAGUGGAUUUGCAAUAAUUUACUUUAUCACCUUUUACAUGCUGUGCGCCUUUUUGAUUAUCAAUUUGUUUGUGGCCGUCAUCAUGGACAACUUUGACUAUCUCACGCGUGAUUGGUCCAUUCUUGGUCCACACCACCUCGAUGAAUUCAAGAGAAUUUGGUCAGAGUACGACCCGGAGGCUAAGGGCAGAAUUAAACAUCUGGAUGUUGUGACACUUCUUCGUCGAAUCCAGCCUCCCCUCGGCUUCGGCAAACUGUGCCCUCACAGAGUGGCUUGCAAGAGGCUGGUAGCCAUGAACAUGCCUCUGAACAGUGACGGCACAGUCAUGUUUAAUGCCACUUUGUUUGCACUAGUGCGCACUGCCCUGAAGAUCAAAACAGAAGGUAAUCUAGAGCAGGCCAACGAAGAGCUGCGAGCUGUCAUCAAGAAAAUCUGGAAGAGAACCAGCAUGAAGCUUCUGGAUCAAGUGGUGCCUCCUGCUGGUGAUGAUGAGGUAACCGUGGGGAAGUUCUAUGCCACCUUCCUGAUACAGGACUACUUUAGGAAAUUCAAGAAACGUAAAGAGGAAGGCCUGGUGGGUGCUCACCCGGCGCAGAACAACACAGCUAUCGCAUUACAGGCUGGCCUUCGCACGCUGCAUGAUAUUGGGCCCGAAAUUCGCCGAGCGAUAUCAUGUGAUCUGCAAGAUGACGAGCUAGUAGACUUUAUUCCAGAGGAAGACGAGGAAAUUUAUAGGCGUAAUGGUGGACUCUUCGGCAACCAUCUCAUGAACGGUGGUCAUCGGCGAUCCAACGGCCACCAGACCAACGCCACGCAGCGACCUCUGCAGGUGCAACCUCCACCUCACUACGCCCACAUGGAGCAGCCGGUGGGACGGCUGUCUCGAGCCAACGCAAUGUCCCAGCCCAACCACCAUCACCACCACAACCACCAUCACCACCGCCACCACAACUCCUACGGAAAGUCGCCCAAAUCCACCAACAUCAACCUCAACAAUGCCAACGUGUCCAGUCUGCCCAACGGAGGACACCAUCGUUACUAUGAACAUGCACCUCCCAAUGGCUACCCAGGUCUUCGCAGCGCCUACUACGACUACGACAAGCCCCGGACACCCCAGGGUCAAAGGUCCCACGGAGUCGAUGGACACCACCCCACCAUCCGCAGGGAGGAGGAGUUUGAUGAAGACCGCUUCUCUGGGGAGUAUUACAGCGGGGAGGAGUUUUAUGAAGACGACAGUAUGCUGUCAGGGGACAGGUAUCCGAACAGUGACACGGAGUAUGAGACUCCCAAAGGUUACCAUCACCCCGACAGUUACUACGACGAUGACGAGCAGCCUCUCUACCGCGACUCACGGAGGUCACCAAAGAGACGGUUGCUUCCUGCCACACCUCAAGGUAACAGGAGGCCAUCCUUCAACUUUGAGUGUCUGCGCAGACAAGGUAGCCAGGACGAGCUUCCACAUCAGCGUACUGCUCUACCACUGCACCUUAUGCAGCACCAGGUUAUGGCUGUAGCAGGCCUGGACUCCAGCAGAGCCCACCGCCUCUCCCCGACCCGCUCCACCCGCUCCUGGGCCACUCCCCCUGCCACUCCGGCCAGUAAAGACCAGUCACCAUACUACACCCCUCUCAUCCGUGUGGACCACCCGCACAGGGAGAGUGCUGCUAGCAGCCACGUGUCUCUGCGCAAGAGCUCCUGGUACACAGACGACCCAGAGUUCUCCCAGAGGAUGUACUCACCUGUCCACCUGCAGGUGCCACCUGAGUACCACAACCAGUACCACCAGAAGAGAGGCAGCGCCACCAGCCUUGUGGAAGCGGUGUUGAUAUCAGAAGGGCUUGGAAGAUAUGCCAAGGAUCCCAAGUUCGUCGCUGCCACAAAGCACGAAAUAGCAGAUGCGUGUGAGAUGACAAUAGAUGAGAUGGAGAGUGCAGCCAGCCACCUGCUGAAUGGAGGGAUGGCCCCGAGCGUCAACGGGGUCAACGUGUUCCCCCUUCUGACUUCAAGGGACUAUGAACUGCAGGACACUGCAGCCAGCUACAGCGACGAGGAGCCAGAGACAGAACCGAGAGCUCCUUAUGAGGAGGACCUGGCAGACGAGAUGAUCUGCAUCACUACUUUAUAGCAGUAGCUGAAGAUAUCUGCAACUUAGAACCUUGUCAGACUACAAUCAGUGAAAAUUUUAAAUAGAAAUGCAUCUGUUGGCUCCGACCAAAAGAAGUGCCUUUUACAUUGAAGAUAAAUAGGCAUAUAGACAAGAGACACAUUAGUCCCGUUCAUUUAAUUGUUCUCCACCUGCCGGCUAAGGAGGUCACGACACAGAGCCAGACACCAUCCCUGCUGAGCACAGAGGGACUGACUGCAAACCUCCUGUCAAAGGCCUUAAGCUGGAGGUGACGUACAGGUUCAGCAUGCAGCCAGUCAGAGAUGAGGACAUUGAUGCCAGUAAAAGAUGGACCAAUUGGCAAAAGUGUGAGAUACUCUCUAGGUUGGGUCUCUAAGGGUGAUGACAAUCAGAUGUACGAUGUCAUUACCUCGGUCACUUUAUUAAGGUUUGGCAUAUCAUGCAAGUUUUCAAUGCAAGCAUAGAAAGGCAUAUCUCCUCCCGUAUUCGUUAGUAUGACUUGAUCCCUUUGUUGUUAGAGCAGACCGUUUAAUGAUCGCUACAGCUGAGUCAAAAAGUGAAGUGCACCAGUAGAGUUGUACCAGAUUAUGCAGGAACUAACUGUCCUACUUAUAGCAUCAUUCAACUUGAGAUAUGUACUUUUGAAGCGACAAACGCAUUUGUGAUAAAUGCAUUAGCAGGCAGGUUAUUUUAAAAUUUUAGAAUAUCCUGAUUAAUAUUUCAUAGUUGAUAUGCUGUAAA